Molecule: messenger RNA, 2890 nt
Organism: Drosophila navojoa
Lineage: Eukaryota; Metazoa; Arthropoda; Insecta; Diptera; Drosophilidae
Gene: RhoGAP92B
Product: Rho GTPase activating protein at 92B
Biological process (GO): regulation of actin cytoskeleton organization; signal transduction; positive regulation of GTPase activity
Cellular component (GO): intracellular anatomical structure; cytoplasm
Molecular function (GO): protein binding; GTPase activator activity
Source: RefSeq, a predicted model, not a curated record
AUUUUUCAGUAAUUCGUCGGCCGAGAAUGACUAAUUUUUGCCAGUGUUUAAAAAUAUUUGUAAAUGCCGAGCUAAUUUAAUACAGUAAUAUAAACCACAACAAAGUGCAUUUUGUUUUUGUUAGACGUAAAACGGCGGUCAGAAGUGUGUGUGCAAAGCGGCAACAAUAUGAAGAAACAAUUUGCAAAAAUUAAAAUUGCUGCUGAAAACCUAAGAUCUACAAAAUCUGACUGUAAAGACUUUGAGCUAGAGACCAUUGAGAAGCAAGUAGACCGAUAUCGGGAUACCAUUGAGAAAAUUGUGCGCAAAUUACCAGCGCUCAGCAACAGCAGUGGCGGCAGCAGUAGCAGCAGCAGUAAUGGCACGGUUACCAUUGAGGAGCAUGACAAGCGAAUCAAGAAGAACACGCACUACAAGAUUGCCCAAGCGCUGGAUGAGUCGGCCAAGGAGUUACCUAAGGAUAUGCCAUUGCACAAGGUUCUAGCAAAUUGUGCCGAGCUGGAGAAGACAAUCGCCGAGUGCAUCAUCGAGAGCGAACUGGAAACGGAGACGAAAGUUGUGCGGCGUUUGAAAAACAUCUUAGAUAAAGAAAUACAAGAGAUCUCAACGCUAAAGCGUAAUGUGUCGCGCACACUACAGGAAUACACCUCACUGAAGCGCAGCCAUGAGGCUGCAAUACGACUGGAUGAGCCCGCGGCCAAGGUGAAUCACAUUAAGACCCAGCAGGAGGAGUGUGAAGUGAAGCUGGAAAAGGAGCGCGAUGCCUGGGCCGCACAAAUGCUGGAGCUAAUUGCCAAAGAGGACGAGAUCGUCAACUGCAUUCAGGACUAUGUGCUCAACCAAAGAAACUACCAUGAGCGUGCGCUGCAGCAGGUGAAUGCAUCGCUGGCGCGCAUUCAGGACACCAUACAGGGCACAGAGAAGUCGCGAUUUGGCACCUCGCUCAAGGAGCACUUGCAGUCGACGCACCGGGACAUCUCCUACAUUGUGGAGCUCUGCUGCUGCUGCCUGCUGGAGCACGGCCUCGAGGAGGAGGGUCUGUUGCGUGUGGGCUGUGCUAGCACCAAGCUGAGGCGCAUGAAGCACGCGCUGGAGGCGCAGCAUGUAAAGACACCCCUGCCGCUGGAGUAUCAGGAUCCACAUGUCAUCGGCUCCAUACUGAAGCUGUAUCUGCGCGAACUGCCCGAACCGCUGCUCACCUACGGGCUGUACAAGGACUUUAUACGCGUUGCGGAGCGGCAUUCCGAGGCGGAGCGCAAGACGGAGAUUAAGGCUAUUCUGAGCAAGCUACCCAAGGAGAACUAUGCCAAUCUGCGCUAUCUUACACGCUUUCUGGCCCUGAUGCAACAGCGGGCCGUGCACAAUAAGAUGAGCUCCCAGAACUUGGCCAUUGUGAUGUCGCCCAACAUGCUAUGGCCGCGCGUUGACAAGAGCAGCAACGCAGCAGCCGACUAUAUUGGCCAGGUGAACAGCUCCUCGGCCGCCAACAUCAUUGUGGAGCUGCUGAUCAGUCAGUGGGAUUACUUCUUCGAUGGCGAUGUCGAGUUCUAUGUGACGCUGCAGCGCCAUAAGCUCUUUGUCGAAGGCAAAAGCAAAUCGAAUUCCUCUAAUGAGCAUUUGGACAAGCACGAUGGUGAAGUCAUGGAGAGUCCACGUUAUGGCACACUGCGCCGCCAAAAGCCCAAUGCACCGUCGCCUCCAACUAAAGGUGAGGCCACCAGCAAUGGUGUUGGCUCCAAUCACCGGCCGCAUGCCAAGGAGCUGUUCCCGCAGCAGGAUGACAAGUCAGAGAAGCAGGAGAAGCAAGAGAAGCCUGCAAAGCCUCCCCUGCCCAAUCUGCCAUCAUUCCAGCAGCCUGCUACAGCCAGCCAGCCGACGCACACACAGCUGGAGGCAUUGCCGCCGCCACCAGUGACGCCCGCCAAGCCGGUUCCAAUGACGCGCACACAGUUCUUUGGCCUGGACAAUCUGCCCUCGCCCACAGCGGAUAGGAGGAGCAUCGAUAGCAUUGGCAGUUUUCGCUUAAAGCCCGAUGUGCCGCAAAAGCCGCAGUUACCCAAGCGGCCUGUGGUGCUGUCUGUAGGGACCGGAGGUGUGGGUAGUGGUGGCUCCAAAAACGAAAGCAAGAGCGACGACGAGGCCAUAACACCCACACAAGCAACAAUUGACAAUGGCAACGUACGCUUCACGACGGAGAAAUUCAUAGAGAAGCUACGACACGAAAAUUGUGAUACAAAUGGCACGCGGGAGGAGGCAUCAACGGGAACAACAAACAACAUCAAUACCAACACAACGGCAACAACAAUAAAUAGUACGACCGGCACAGAACACAAUCAUAAUCAUGAGCGGCAGCCGUCGGCGGGAGAGAAGGAGCUGCAGGCCUUGCCUACCACACCCAUAUCGCCCAAUUCAUUUCACACUCCCAAAAGGCCAACGGUGCCAGCGCCGCCACCGCCAACAAUACGCAAGCCGUCGGAAUAGUGUAGUCAAUAGCGAAUCCUUAUUUAACCGGUGGCGCUUUCUAUAUGUUAACCGUAAGACUUGAACGCACAGUAAUUUAGUUAAACCAACAACAACAAAUCAAACAAAGCCUUUCAAUAAGUUGCAUUAAAUUAUAUAGCGAUUUAUAUUUAUAUAUAAUAGAGUGAAAGCAACUUAAUAUUCUGUAUUCAGCAUUUGUAUUCUUUGCAAUUUAAUUGAUAUGUGUUUUACUUUAGCCAUAUGUGAAAAGAUAUACAUACAUACAUAUAUAAACAUUAUAUUAUAUACACAUGUAUUAGUUUGUAGUAGGCAUUCAUGAAUUAACUCAAUUUUGUCGAAAUUUACGCAAUUUUUUAAUUAUUAUUGUUAUCCUUAUUUAAAAGGUUGUGAUACACAGAAGAAGAAGAGA